AUGCUUCAAGGAAAGAAACCUAAGGAGAAAAAGAUGGUCCCAGCCCUUGCUGUCAUGAAGAAGGUGGUCAGUCCUCUGUUUGAGAAAAGGCCCAAGAAUUUUGGCACUGAACAGGACAUCCAGCCCAAAAGGGGCCUCACCUGCUUUGCCAAAUGGCCCCACUACAUCCGGCUUCAGAAGCAAAGGGAUAUUCUCUAUAAAGGUCUAAAAGUGCCUCCCAUGAUUAACCAGUUCACCCGCCUGGACCACGAAAUAGCCACUCAGAUGCUUAAGCUGGCUCACAAAUACAGACCAGAGACAAAGCAAGAGAACAAGCAGAGACUGUUGGCUUGGGCUGAGAAGAAAACUCUUGGCAAAGGGGAUGUCCCCACUAAGAGACUGCCUGUCCUUCAAGCUGAGGUUAAUACUGUCACCACCUUGGUGGAAAAUAAGAAGGCUCAGCUGGAAGUGAUUGCACAUGAUGUAGAUCCCAUUGAGCUGGUUGUCUUCCUGCCUGCCUUGGGUAGUAAAAUGAGGGUUCCCUACUGUUUUAUCAUCUAGAAGGACAGGCCAGGGGCAUCUGGUCCACUGGAAGGCUGCACCACUGUUGCCUUCACACAGGUUAACUCAGAAGACAAAGGAGCUCUGGCUAGGCUGGUGGAAACCAUCAAGACCAAUGACACUGGCAGAUAUGAUGAGAUCUGCUUUCACCUGGGAGACAACAUUCUGGGUCCAAAGUUGGUGCCUCACAUUGCCAAGUUGCAAAAAGCAAAGGCUAAAGAAUUGGUCACCAAACCGGACUAA
This is a messenger RNA of Felis catus (domestic cat), 783 nucleotides long. RefSeq names its product 60S ribosomal protein L7a-like. The record is from RefSeq and is a predicted model, not a curated record. Lineage: Eukaryota; Metazoa; Chordata; Mammalia; Carnivora; Felidae.